This is a messenger RNA of Musca vetustissima, 4822 nucleotides long. It is a transcript of the gene RhoGAPp190, whose product is annotated as rho GTPase-activating protein 190. The transcript is spliced from 19 exons. Bases 29 to 4750 code for a protein of 1573 amino acids. NCBI's taxonomy places the organism in Eukaryota, Metazoa, Arthropoda, Insecta, Diptera, Muscidae. The record is from RefSeq and is a predicted model, not a curated record. Gene Ontology annotation, biological process: signal transduction.
GCAUUUGUUUCAAUGAGUAAUAUAAAAGAUGAAAACGUUCAAUAUAUCGGUCAUCGGUCUCUCGGGGACUGAGAAGGACCGAGGACAAGUUGGUGUUGGCAAAUCGUGUUUAUGUAACAGAUUUAUUAGGCCCAUGGCCGACGAUUAUUUCAUUGAUCACAUAUCAGUUUUGAGUCAGAGCGAUUUCAGCGGGAGAGUUGUUAACAAUGAUCACUUUCUUUAUUGGGGAGAUGUGCUCAAGACGACCGAUGAAGGCUCCGAAUACUCCUUUCAUAUUGUCGAACAGACGGAAUUUAUGGACGACUCCACAUUCCAGCCCUUCAAGGUGGGUAAAAUGGAGACCUACUUGAAGAGGUGCACCAGCACAAAAGUAUUUUCGGCCGAAAAACUUAUGUACAUCUGCAAAAAUCAAUUGGGAAUAGAAAAGGAAUAUGAGCAGAAAAUAAUGCCUGAUGGUAGGCUGGCAAUCGAUGGUUUUGUUGUGGUGUUUGAUGUGAGCCCUGUGCCAAAUAGAAAUAUCGAAAAACAGGUUGAAUUUGUACAAAAUGCAAUUACUUUAAUACUGAAAAACAAAAAGCCGUUGGUGCUCGUGACCACCAAAAAUGAUGAUUCCUGUGAUCUGUAUGUGCGGGAGGCGGAAAAAAUUUGCCAACGCAAGGAGUACAAGGGCAUGAUACAAAUGGUGGAGACAUCGGCCCACGAAUCAAUAAAUACAGAUUUGCCAUUCCUUCUGCUGGCCCAAAUGAUCGACAAAGUGAAAAAUCGCAUAAAAAUCAUACCAUAUCAAGAAGCUGCAAGAUCGCGCAAGGAACUUUUGGAAAGUCGUUCUGAAGCAGUUACUCGUCUCAUACGCAAUCAAAUAACGGAUUAUCAUGUGUUAUGGACACAUGGCUCAAAAAUGCUUGCUCAAUUCCGCGAAUGGACAGAAUUCUUGAAUAUUUUUGGUCAUGAUGCCGGGCAGAAACUAUUCCGGAGACACAUGAAAAAGUUGCGUGAUGACUACAUGAACCAGCGCCUACAUCAGUAUUUGGAUAAGUUUGCCCGCACUCUUGAGUACAUGUUGCCGGACAUUAAUGCCCUUUCCACGAGCGACGAUGAUAUUUGGGAAUGUGCCAAGAGCUAUAUGAGAAAUCAUGUGGAAUUUGAUCAGUACUUUUUUGAGUGCCCGCAGGCUUCGUGGCAGGAAUUGGUAGACAUGGAUGAAACCGAAGAUGAAGUUCGCAUACCUUUCGAUAUUUUAGAAACAUCAGAGGCCGAGACAGUAUUUCGUAAUUUUCUAAACUCUGUUCAACAGGACAAGAAGAAAAUUGGAUGGAAACAACAGUUUAAAAUGCUAUUGGAAGAAUCUGGAUUCGUUACUCCGGGCAAACAACUAUCUGAAGUUCGUGUUCUCUUUAUGGGGCGCGAAUGUUUUGAAGCCUUGUCUGAACACGACUGUCAGCAAAUUUAUGAUAUACACCAGGACGAAAUCAUUGAAAAGAGCAAGCAAAAUUUCAUUGAACUUCUUCUGGAACAUGCCCAGUUUUUUCAACAAUUCAAAAACGUUGAUAUUAUAACACAAGAGGAUGUCCGGCAAAUUACUGAUAUCCUACAGGAUGACUCCAGGUAUAAAAUAAUGGAUCGGCUAGAUCAGGAGAGGCGAGUUAUUCUAUUCCAGCAUUUAGGAUUUAUGCACUGUCCCAUACGUGAUCAUUGCCCAUUUUAUCACAGUUGCGUUGACAACUUCAUUGAAGAGAUUUUGGCCGACAAGUCCGGUGGUAGCCAUAAAACACUUGGCAGUGGUGGAAGUGGCAGUUGGAAAUCUCAGGGAUCUGAUAAAACACUGAAUUUGUUAAUUGUGGGAUCCGAGCACUUGGCUAGCGAUUUACUCAACGACAUACGCAUGUGCACCGGUUCCAAAGGGGAAUAUAUCUACGAAAAUCAAACAUAUUAUCUAAAUUAUCGCAUAGCGAAUGGUGAUAUGGAAGCAUUUAAGGCCAUUGAUGUUUAUUCCAGUGGUUUGAUCUGUGUAUACUCAAAUCUGCAGUCUUUUGAAACUCUUAAAGACAACCUAGAGCGCACUCUACUCUGCAAUUUGGAACUGGAAGACAAAUUUGAAAAUCUUCCUAUUGUGUUGGUGUACCAGCCACACGACUUGAAAGAAAACGAAGUUGAGUACUUACGCAACGAAGGUUUGCGUUUGGCUGAAAUGCUUCACUGUGAUUUUAUUGACCACCAACAAAGCCAUCAGAAAUAUGUCUAUGAAAUUUUGAAUAUUGUCAUCGAUUCCCUACGAGUAGCCGAAAUGAAAACACUUGAGACAUUUCCACCGAAUCAAACAGAUCUUCGUAUAUUGGUGUGCAUGUUUUGUGGCGAUCAGUAUGAUAUUGAAAACAUCAUCAAUCCAUUGAUUGAUGAAUCAACAUUCUGCAAGGCACUUGAACAUUCCGUGGUGGUGGACGUUUUCAUUGGAGACUCCAAGAAAAGGGUUGAAUUUAUACUAUCAUCAUACCAUGGAAUAAAUCAAUAUCGCGAUGAAUUGAUACAUGGAUUCAUAUUUGUAUAUUCCACAAAGAGACGUUCAUCAUUGGCUAAUCUAAGCGUUCUGGUUUCGCAAAAUGCAAAUAUACCGUUGCAAAUUAUAGCUAUAACGGAAAGCGGUGGUGCAAAUGCAUUUUUCAGCAGUGAACUAUGUCAAUUUCUCAUCACAGAAGGGAACGCUUUGGCUGAUCGUUAUAAGGCCAGUUUUAUGACAUUUUCUGCCGAUCAGUAUGUAAAAUUUGCUUUUUAUAGUCCAUUUUUGAAGAAUGCUUGGGAUAACAAGUAUGACGUAGAAAAUCUACACGUUGAAGAGUCAAUUACUUUGGAUUCAGGUGAGGGAACACUUGAAAAUUCCGUCAAGUUGCCACGACCCCCACCGCGUCACGAAAGCUAUAUGCUAUCAAGUACCCUAGGUACUGAUGGUUCCGGCAGUGAAAAUUACGAAAUGCUUCCUACACGUUCUCUAAACUCAUUAAAUGAAGAAAGAGACAUAUCUUUAGAUGAAAUCUAUGAAGAAAGCAACGAAAAACCAAAAAUGAUCCAUCAGAGAUUCCAGAUAUUUCCACCUCCAACAACUCCUCCAGAGCCAGCUCCUCCAGAUCAUCAGCUCAUUACAUGCUCAUAUAAGAGUCAAUUUGUGUCAGCUUCCGAGUCUAGUUUGGAAGAAAUAACAUCGGAUGUAAGCGGGUCAAAGGAUUCAUUGGCAACCCACGAUGCAGAAUGGUUGGAUGAAAAAUCAGAUGCGCGGCGCAAUGCCAAUAAAAAUUCAAUUUGGAAUAAUUUUGGUGGCUCAACCCACGCAUACACAACUGGUCGUAGACACAUAGAUUCUAAUUUGAAUAAAAUUCGUCCAAAAGGUCCAAGUCAGACCCUAAAGCAACCAGGAAAAUUAAAUAUGAAAAAUUUUCAAUUAGUUAGUGAUGCAGUAGCUAAAAUGAAUUUUGGAGGAAACACUUAUUUGCCAAUUUGUGAGAGUGGAGAUAAGGACGGUAAACGUUAUACCCAAUUUGAUUAUUCCCACUUGGAUGGUGACGAAGAAGACUCCGAAGAAUUGGCUGAGUAUGAACAAAUUUAUGAAAAUGAAGACUGUACUGAAUCUGAUAGUUGUGCUAGUUCUAUAGAACGAAAAAAUCGGCAACAAAAUGCCUACUAUAAACAAAUAAACAAGAAACCACCCGUCAAUAAAAAGACAAAAAAGAAGAAAGUUGCUAUACCGGUACAAACUCCGCGCGUACCCACAAUGUUUGGCUCAUACGUAAGCCCACCAGAAAUACCAUUACAUUACCAGAGAAUGGUUACUGCCGAGAAAAAAAAAAAUAGCGACCCUUCUUUAGUUAAUGAUAUGAUAAAAACCGAUAAAUCUCCUGAGUACACAAUGGUGCCAGAUAAUCCUGGCCUUUUCGGUGCUCCAGAAAAUCUUAAUGAAUACAAUAUGAAUGCUAAAUGUUUAAAGGAAUUUGAAAAGUCCGAAAAACGUCGACUUAAAGAGGAAAGUACAAGACUGCGAAAAUUGCAGGAGAAGGAAAAGGAACAAGAGAAGAAACUUAAACGUAAAUUAAAACAAAACUCCAAGGGUUUCCCCGACACAGAAUCUCAAUUUGAAAAACUUAUGAUCUCGGACAAGGUGGAAAUUCCUAUAUUUUUAAUCAAGUGUAUAGAAUAUAUAGAAAAAGAAGGUUUGGAUUCAGAGGGCAUAUAUCGAGUACCCGGAAGUCGUGCUCAUGUGGAUUUAUUGUUCCAGAAGUUUGAAGAAGACUCAAAUACUGUUAUCGAACUUUUGGAUAUUCCCGUCAAUGCUGUUGCAACAGCUCUCAAGGACUUUUUCUCAAAAAGAUUACCGCCACUGUUUAGCAAGGACAUAAUCAAGGAAUUGGAAGAAGUGGCAGGUUCUCGCACUGUGUGUGGUUCAAAAGUAAACGUUGAAGUUAAAACCGAUAGAAGUUGUCGAUUAAUGGCUUUAAAAACGUUGCUGGAAAAAUUGCCGCCUGUAAACUUUGAAAUUUUGAAAUACAUCUUUCAACAUUUUGUGCAUGUUUCCGAUAAUUCCAAACUUAACAGUAUGGAUAGUAAGAAUUUAGCCAUAUGUUGGUGGCCAACAUUGAUUCCUAUUGAUUUUACGGAUAUGGGCCACUUUGAGCAGUUGCGUCCCUACUUAGAAGAUAUUGUACAAACGAUGAUAGAUCAAUAUCCAUAUCUAUUUUGUGGUGAAGAUGCAUUUGUCAUGGUAUAAACCACCAGUAUUUCGUUUCUAUUUAUUUAUUUUUUCGGUUAAUAUAUAUGUACGUGUGUUUAUGUGUUAUUA